AUGGGUGGCCAGACGUCGCGUAUGGUGCGUGAGAUCGUGGAGGACUCGGCGUACAUCAUCCGCCAGACCAAUCGUACCACUUACGAGCGCAGCCGCGCUACCAAUGCAGAAGUCCAGACCAAGCUGACGGAGCUGCGUCGACUCAACAAGGAAAUGCUGCAGUCCGCCGAGAGUGACGCACAACGUUCCGAAGUAUUUGAGUCGUUCCAGAACACGGUGGGGCAGCAGAAGAAGGCGCUUGAUGAGCAGGUCGAGGGGUUUGCCAAGCAGUUCGAACUGCCCAAGAGCUACCAGAAGAUCGCAGACGCGCAUCGCGAGGAGAUGCAGCAGGCUAAAGUGAAGGCAGAGCAAGCCGCUGAAGCUCUUAAACAUCCAGAGCAGAAGCAGUCGUGA
Molecule: messenger RNA, 393 nt
Organism: Phytophthora nicotianae INRA-310
Lineage: Eukaryota; Oomycota; Peronosporomycetes; Peronosporales; Peronosporaceae
Exons: 2
Coding region: 1-393 (130 amino acids)
Source: RefSeq, a predicted model, not a curated record